Misgurnus anguillicaudatus (oriental weatherfish) is the source of this 3459-nucleotide messenger RNA. RefSeq names its product membrane integral NOTCH2 associated receptor 1-like (gene minar1l). Gene Ontology annotation, cellular component: plasma membrane. NCBI's taxonomy places the organism in Eukaryota, Metazoa, Chordata, Actinopteri, Cypriniformes, Cobitidae. Gene Ontology annotation, biological process: negative regulation of cell population proliferation; negative regulation of TOR signaling. The record is from RefSeq and is a predicted model, not a curated record.
ACAUUAAGGUUCAUUAGUUAACUACAUUGGUUAACAUGAAGUAAUAAUGAACUGCACUUAUACAGCAUUUAUUAAUCUUUGUUAAUGUUAAUUUCAACAAUUACUAAUAAUCUUGUUAACGUUAGUUAAUGCACUGUGAACUAACAUGAACAAACAAUUAAAAGCUUUAUUUCUAUUAACUAACAUUAACAAAGAUGAAUAAAUACUGUAAUAAAUGUAUUGCUCAUGGCUUGUUCAUGUUAGGUAAUACAUUAACUAAUGAACCUUAUUGUAAAGUGUUACCAUUUAACCCAACAGCUGGUUUCGUCCCUUUCUGACCCAAUGCUGGGUUUAAAAUAAUCCAGCAUAUUUAGUGUAGUAAUUAAAAACUAAAUUGUUUCCCUUUAUUUAAAUGUUCAUCAUUUUUUUCAUUGAUUUUAUGUUUAUUGUUAUGCAUUCUCCCUAAUGCCUACAUCACUGCACCUCGCCAAACAUGCCAGCUAAAGCUUCUCUCACACGUGAAGUGAAAGCACUUAAUGCUGUUUCUCACGUGCUGUGUGCUUUUGAUGGGCUGAGGAAAGAUGAGGCAUCCCUGGAGAUCCCAAACCGACCUGCUUUACUGUAUCUCGCAUUGGAUUGUCCGCUGACCGACCACUGACUGAUGCCUUGUCUUGGGUGAGAGCGUAACCAGCAGUCUCCUUCUUUGGAUUUUGUGUUUUUCAUACGUGCACCCAUCAGUGGCUAUAUUAAGGCUUUGAAUAAGGUCACCCGUGAAAAUCUUCAUUCUCACCAAUGGAUAAAGCUGCAUGUGCAUGCCGCGAGCUAUAGGGACGAGGAAAACAGAGGACAGACCUAAAUGCAUGUUUGUUUGCAUGAGUAAAAGCUCAUAUCUGCUGCAUCCAUGGCUGAAAAUUCUGAGGACCCUCUGGAGCUGUUGGAGAUACUGGAAGUGUUGGGGGGCUGCAGUGGGAGCGUGUCGUACGCUGAUGUCUGCGUGUAUCUAAGUGGACGUUUCAGUUUGCAUUCACUUUUAGAGAUACGGAGUCUCCUGUAUUCCACCGCCUGUAGAGAUCCAUGCUUCCCGGCCACCCUGUUUAGAGAGCGCCUGCACCCUCCCUGCAGCAACCGGCUCUCAGCGGCCGCAGAUGUUGUGUCUCUGUUUAACCUCCACAUGCAAACACGCAUGACUCCUACAUACAUGCAGACCUUGCAGUCUGUGAUACCCUGUCAGGUCUGUGGGAAGGGAUUCGUGCGCUAUGACUGGCCGGCCGCCUUGCCCGUCACAGGAGGAGGGACCGCCUCUCAGGACUGUAAAUAUGAGAACCUCCCUUGUGAUGCGAUCAGAUUUGACACGGAGGCUUCACACACGCGGACCGCCUCUGAACUGCUUGCUCACCCUCACUUAUACAUGCACGACCAAGGCAGCAUGCAGGAUACGCUCUCGGUGGAAACACCGGAUGAACAGGAAGCCCGAAUCCUUCGUUCCUGCUCUCAGAAGAGGAGUGCCUUCAAAGAGGGACACAAAUUGUUACCGCUCAUCUCCGUGGAAUAUGUUAGCCAAUCAGAGCAAAGCCCGGACGGACCGCAAGUGGAUGGUGAGGACCUUACUCAAAAGAACCCGUAUCCGGACCCAGCAUCACCCAUGCAACGUCUGCACGAUCAUUCGUAUGCAACCAAGUCAUUCGAUUCUUCGAAACAUCCAAGUGAAUCAGAUUCGCACACGGACAAUGCGUCAUUAUCCGAUGCUCCGAACCCGUACAGUCCUGAUCCGGUUCAUUGGCAUCAGACAAGGCAUGAGAGUUUGGAUGAACUUCAAACAUCUACUUACUUCGGGCCUACACUCUCCGUCGAAAAGCAUCAGACCCCAGCUCUCCAAGUCAAGAGCCAUAGUCUGGACAUCGAUAGCAGGACUGCAGAUGAAAGACCUGAACAGGAAACCUCUGGCUUGCAAAAGCCUAAAUCGGAGCGUUCUGUAUUAGAGAAGUCCGGAUUAAGAAAACCAGGAGUUUUUAAACUCAGCUUUGACGGCUCCAGCUUAGACAUUCCUGGCUUCGACCCUCGCAUCGUAAACUCGGUUCGGGACACCUUCAAGCGCUUGAGUGGCAUGAGCUUGGACGCGUGGUACGAUUGGUCACCGACGGGGGAUGGCGUGUCUAACGUGGGCACCCAAACGGAACCUACGGAUCGGCGUUCCUUGCGAAGUUUAAUGCUUAGCGAAAGACUCUCCAUCGAUAACCCCGACAUCGCCGAUGACGACAUCAGUGCUAUCUUCCGUUUCCUUGAUGACAUCAGCAUGUGUGGCUCCAUGGCGGUACUGCCGGGGGCCACGGGUGGAGGGGCCCAGGAUGGGGGCGGAGCCGGUCUGCCAGAGAGGCGUGAACGUUUGGGAAAACUACGGAGGUUGUUUCACUCCAUGGAAGCACCUGAGGAGGGCGUGAGAUGGGGCGUGGGCAGACUGCUCCAAAGGGUCUCAGAGCUGGAGCAACACCUGGAGCCGAUAGCAGAGUUGCGUGAACAGCUAGCACUCGUGCUGUCCACGCUAGACCGACUGGAGCAGCGCGAGCAGAUCAUAUGCCUGCACCCCAGUCAAAUGGGUACACCACAGGUCAGCAUACACCCCUCACCACAGGUCAGCUUAAACCCCUCACCACAGGUCAGCAUACAGUCGCAGGGCUCUCCCAGGAUCAACGCGGGGGCGGAUGCGUCCAAUGAGGCUGCGGCCAAACGCAGACGUCUGUUUGUACGCAGACCCUCCAAACCCCACACGGAAAGCAGCGGCUCUGAAGCUCACAGAGACUGGAGCAUCAGCUUCACCAAAGAGCCACAAAUACAGCUGACUAAGUCAGAUCAGUUGGGUGCUGUAUAUAAGAAAGAAGCCCCUGCAGUGCAAGAAGUAAUGAGCUUCCACCUCAUGCCACCCGAAUCACACAUGUCCUCACGGCGGACUUCUCUUCAGAGCAGUAAAGCGAGUUCAACGGACCGCCCCAAAGUCACCUGGAACCCAUCAGACUUAACACCUUUGGACCUUCAGGCCCCUGAGUCUAUGGAGUUUUGGACAGAUGAGAUCUACACGCCGGCCUCCGAUAGGCUCAUCCGGCGGUCACAAUCUUACACCCGUUGCAACAGGAGUCAGGCGCUUCGCAUCGCCGCCCUCAGCAUCACUGCCACCGUCCUCCUCAUUCUCAUCAUCGUCAUUCCUGUCAGCACUGUGUAAUGUACAUUCAGUCACAUGCAUGUAUAUGAAUGCAAACUCUUUUAGGGACGAAAGGUUGACUGUUACCAUCACUGCAAUACUGGAAUGUAUGUACUGUAGUAUGUUCAAAACGUGCACUUGGCAGGACGUUCGUAUGUGUUUGCAUACUUGCAAGAAGUAAUGGCACGUAAAAUAAUGUAAAGACUGUAAACUGAAGCAUGAAUCGAAAUCAACAGAUUGCACCAGAUGAAAAACGUAAUAAAUAAAAGGUUUAUUUUCAAAACAAA